Messenger RNA from Acanthamoeba castellanii str. Neff, 2580 nucleotides. RefSeq lists its product as uncharacterized. Lineage: Eukaryota; Discosea; Longamoebia; Acanthamoebidae. Bases 1 to 2580 code for a protein of 859 amino acids. The transcript has 4 exons. The record is from RefSeq and is a predicted model, not a curated record.
AUGAAGCGGAAGGAGUCCUUCCUCCUCAUGCUCAGGUCCUCUUCCACGCGCAGCACCUCCUCCGUCACCUCGACUUCAGCCUCGUCGCUUUCCUCUUCGCCCUCCACGGUUUCGUCUUGUGCCUCGUCGCCGAGCCUCGUGGGUGCCAACCACCACAACAACAAGUCGCUGUGGAUCUCCGCCGGGUCGUCGUGGGACGACUUUGCCACGGCCGCGGCCUUCCUCUCGUCCUCCUCGUCCGACGAAGACGACGACCAGGACCAAAGUUACUGGGACCCGUCGUGGGUGGACGACGACAACGAGGCCGACAACAGGCGGCGCUGGGAGGAAGAGGAGCGACGUCGGGAGGAGGAGUGGAGCCGCCGGUACGAGGAGAGGAAGCGGCAGGAGACCCUCGCCUUCGAGACCUGGAGCCGACGGUGGGACGCGCGCAAGAAGCGGCUCACCCUCCGCCGCACCGUGGCCCUGGGCAAGGGCGUUAUCGAAGCCCUCGGCAUCGGCUCGUCGAGCAGCGGCACACAUCACCAUCAGCACCACGACUCGUUCCGGCGUCAUCGCAGCCGCGACGAAGGCCGGCGCAGCAAAGACAGCACCGACGCCAAGGCAGGUGAGCGCGGCCAUUCCCCGCUGUGGUCGCGGAGGAGCACCGUGGACAGUGUGGGCGCGGCUGUGACGAUGGGCAGCGGCGAGUCGCCGCGCACGCCGGUCGGUCCGCCACGCUUGGCCUCCACGCCGCUGGCCCCGGCCCCGGUGGCGGCUCCUCGCGAAGAGGCCAAGACGGGCAAGGCGGGCAAGACGAAGAGUUCGAAGAAGUUGGCGGCGCGACACGCGAGCGCGGAGGAUUGUGGGGUGGAGAUGUACGGCACCGGCCAACACGCACCGCGGAAGCCGGCGGAGGAUCAUCGCAGAACAACCGGCGUAUCGCUGGGCCAGCUGAUCCGCGAUGAUGAAGGCAAAGAGGAGGAAGAGGAGGAAGAAGACGGUGGUGAUGGUAAUCAUGGAGAAGACGAUGAUGGCGAUAACAAUGAAGAGGAGGAGGAGGCGUGGGCGAGGGAGGUGGAGGACGCGGAGAAGCGGAUCGAGAAGAGUAACCGACGGGGCGAUAAGGAGGGCGUGCAGCGGCGGGAACAGUUCCUGAGCAGCCGCCGGAGCCUGACGUCGAGCGAGAAGCAGAGCCUGUUCGACGAGUACUUCUACAACGAGGAGCAGAUCUGGCGCAGCCGCGGCCUGCGCCUCCUCACCGCCAGCGCGUCGGCCAAGGAAAAGAACGAAGACCGCCUCCCUCCCCGCGAUGACAACGAGGACGACGGAGACCAGGCCGGCCCCGAUGAUGGCCGGUCUCCUGUCCGCCAAGCGCCGUCUUCGCUGGGAGUCGAUGCCGAGGCCGAUGCCACGUCAUCACGAUCGAUGGCCGCGAAGCACGGGGAGGGCGAUGACGAGGUCUCGCCCAAGAAACGAACAAAGAAAACGAAGGAGUCUCUCGGAAAGAGCAAGAAGGCGCCCAAGGAAUCCACGCCGGUCAAGCCGAAAGUACUUCGGCUCAGCGUUGCCGGCACGCGGAGGGACGCCGAACAGCUGCCCACAACGACGGCCGACGCGUCUGGCGUGGAGAGCGCCGUCGAUAAGAAUGAUGACGACGACGACCAUGACGACGACGAUCGUGAUGACGAAAACAAUGUAGACAAUGGAGAGGAGGAGCGAACGCGGCUCGUCACGAGCGGGGAGCGAAGAGCGCGGCGGGAGGCGCGGCGGAAGGAGCGAAGCCUGCGCGAGGAGAAGGCCGACCUGCGACGCCAGCGCGAGAUGGAGGAGCGCGCCCGCCUCCUGCUCGAACUCGGCAUCAGCCCGCGAGGCGCCCGAAGCCACCAAAACGACGACGCCAAGGGCAAGAGCAAGGCCGAGAGCGGCAGCGGCGACGACGGCGAACACGAAGAGCCGGCGGCGAAGGAGAAGAAGGGCAGCACGCGGCGGCGGAGCGUGAGCGUGGCCGAGAGCCAGAGCAAGUCGCACACGAUCCCAUCGCGCGGCACAGGUCCGGCGGCUAUGAAGAAGAAGCGGUGGAGCCUUAUCGCGUCCAAGGGCGCUUCCCUCGGCUCCGCCAAGACCGACGUGGGACCCUCCUCCUCGCGUGGCGGAGGCGGCGCGGGUCUCCUCCGCAAGACGGACUCGUCCGACGCGGCCGAUGAGAGGAAGGCCCGGCGCGCGAGCGUGCGGCUCAUGAACCUAUUCACCAUCAAGGACAAGGCCAACACCAAUAACGGCGGCGGCGGUGGUGGCGGGGCGUCGAGGGGUUCGUGGCUGCUGCGGAGUCCGCGAUCGCCGCGCACGUCCGAGGCGGAGGAGAGGAAGAAGAGGGAGAAGAAGGAGGCCAAGAGGAGCAGAAAGGAAGAGGCCCGGAAUGCGAAGAAGGCGGCGAAGCAGCAGCAGCGCCAACGACAGCGCCCGGAGGGGGCCGAGGCUGAGACCGAGGCGGGCUCAAGGCCGUGGUAUCGGCACCGCCGAUCGGCGUCCAUGAACGCCCUCGUCGGCAUGCUCUCCAAGGACCGACGCAAGCCCGCCACCACCACCACCAAGGAAUGA